CGGACGAUAUAAACGGAGAUCAUACGAUCGCGCGAGAGUAAAUAAACCAGUAGUAGUAGUAGUAGUAGUACAUAGAGGGCGGUAGGCCUGCGUUUAGAAGCUGAUCGCCUCACUUGCGACACGCCACAUAAAGCCGCAGAGACUUCAAAAGCUCCUCUGGACCACCAGUGCACAGCAGACGUAGUCGAGCGGGCGCUCCCUCCUCAUCUUCUGUUACUGCACACCGGACGAGAGACUCCGCGAGCUCAGCCGUGCGCCAAAGAGACGGUAGCGAGAGAGAGUACGAUAGGUUUUGACAGCGGGAGAAGGAAUCUUCUUGCCAAGCUGCUGGAGCUCACCCUACACUCUACCUUCUCGGCCUCCUCGAAGACUUAUUUCGUCCCUUCGUCUGGUUCUCCUUCCAAAGAGCGCCUUCACCUUCGCAGGAGAGCGCCCGGGCACAUCAGGUGAUCUCAUCUCAAGGGUAAAACAGUGAAAGAACAACUUUCAUCAUUCGAAAAACAAUCAACACACUCUCCUUAUCGGAACCACCUGUAAACACUUUCACAACAACAGCCAUCUCUCAUCCCACAUCAUUACAUCGCCAUUACAUCAUCCAAACAUGCUCUCCUCCUCGCCGUCCUCUGCAUCCUCUCUGCCGCCACACCGCAGCGGGUCGUUGUCCAGUUGCCCCGGUAACCACGCAGUGUUCACGCCCACCUCGUCGUCGCCAUCGGAGAAGCUCACCCUCACAGAGUUUGUGUCGCAAUAUCACAAGUCGCUACCCCUCCCGAUCCGCGUGUGUCGCGGUUACUGUGGUCCGAGCGAGGAGACCUCGAUCUCCGAGGGAGACCAUUUCAAUGUUCAUUUCGUCAAACACACGACUGUUGUUCUCGUGGAGAUGGACAACGGCUACCAGUACAACGUUCCGCUCAACUCUGCCGUCCCGUUUGGAAUACUGUACGAUCCUCAGAGAAACCUCUCCCAGGCCAGCAAGGGCUACACGUUCCAGAAGGUGUCCGACAUUCUCGCGCUCCCCGAGCUGCCCCACGUCCUCCGUGCAAGGAAGGCACACUCCAGCUCUAACCCCGAGAACUCCAUCUCUGCCAACGAGCUGCUCAUCGUUCGCUCGGCAGCGAAGAAAAGAAUCGGAAAGAAUCAGUUGAAGGUUUUCAGCCUCACUGACAAAAGGGAGAAGACCCUCUCCGAGAGCUGUAUCGGCCAUUUCUCCACCAAACCUCGCGACGUGUGCCUCUAUCUCCCAGACAUCGUGAAACACGCUCCAGACAUUUUCCCUGUUCGUGCCAUUCUCUUUGCGGGGAAGGAAGGUGCGCAGACCGUUCCGUCGAAACUGGCUUCUUCGGCCGUGACCCUGAUGCACCACUCCAUCGAGACGUCGCUGGUCGUCACCAGCGCCAUCGAGGAGGAAGGUACGGAGAAAAUGUUGGACAUACCGAUCGACCUGAACAUCCAGGUCCGCGUGGCUACAGUCACCGAGGUGGAGGCUCAGAAACUGGCUCGCAGUACCGCGUACCUCUACAACAACUUCAGCCCGGCCAAACUUCUGUCGUACGUCCGCUCGGCACGCACCCAGGGCAUGGAGGACACCCAGAACCUUCUCUACCGCACCAUUCGCCACGACAGACACCACCUGAGACGAGGGAUCAAAUAUCACUCGCCCACAGUCCAUGGCAAUCCCCGAUAG
Messenger RNA from Geodia barretti, 1684 nucleotides. Lineage: Eukaryota; Metazoa; Porifera; Demospongiae; Tetractinellida; Geodiidae. The record is from the annotation of a GenBank genome assembly.